AUGCUCCAGCAAUUUCUUGGAUUAGCCAAUUACAUACGCGAAUAUGUUUCUAAUCUCGCUAAUGUAAUUAAUGGCUUGACGCUUAAGGUUAGUGAUAAAGUGCCCUGGGUUUUGACACUUGAAGAUGCUAACUGUGUUAAGCGGACCAAAGUCUUGACAAAGCAAUUAAAACCUUUAAAACUCCCAGAAGAUGAAGAUAAGCUCAUUAUAGAAAGUGAUGCAUCUCACUUGUAUUGGGGGGGGGGGAGGGGGGUGCUUAAGGCUAAGGGUACUGAUAAUAUUGAACGGAUUGUUCGAUAUGCAUCAGGAAAUUUCUCUCCUGCUGAAAUAAACUAUCAUGUCCAUGAGAAGGAAGUUUUAGCAGCGAAAGAAUACAUUUUGCAGAAGAUUUGCAGGAUAAUGGCGGACAAGAAGGAAACUGGAAAUCACUUCUCAUGCUCCAAGUGUAAGCAACGAGGACACUUGAGAAGGAACUGCCCUUGGAGGAUUACUUCUACUUCAAAGGUUAUUGCUAAAAAGGAAAAAACUGUAGAUAAGCAGGUGGCUUCUUCUUCUAAGCAGGUUACUACUGUAAAGCAGGUUGAAGGAAAGAAUCGUGACUAUGAUUCUGAUACUUCGGAUAGAAGAAACCCAAAAUUUCAACGAUUGAAGGGUGAAACUUCUAUGAAGAGAAAUACUUUUGAAAAGAGAGUUACUCUUAAGAAGGAAACGACUCAUAAAAAAGGAAUAGUUUGCUAG
Messenger RNA from Pistacia vera, 738 nucleotides. RefSeq lists its product as uncharacterized. Lineage: Eukaryota; Viridiplantae; Streptophyta; Magnoliopsida; Sapindales; Anacardiaceae. The transcript is spliced from 2 exons. Gene Ontology annotation, molecular function: zinc ion binding; nucleic acid binding. Bases 1 to 738 code for a protein of 245 amino acids. The record is from RefSeq and is a predicted model, not a curated record.